AUGCAUCCACUUCUUCCGAUCCUCGCACUGUGCUCCGUCGCCUUUCUGUAUGAAGUACAGGUGAAACAGGGAGCAUCAAAGGGUAAAUCUACUAUCAGCUCGUCUUCAGGGAGCACCUCUCGUCGUUGCAAAGAAUGAGAUCGACUUGCCGACUGAGACGCGAGUGAAGCGAAACGGAGGCUGCGGGUGUUGUGGAUGUUGCGGAGGAGGCUGCGGUGGCUGUUGCGGUGGCUGCGGAGGAGGCUGCUGUGGUGGCUGCGGCGGUGGCUGCGGCGGAGGCUGCUGUGGUGGCUGCUGCUGCUGCCGUCCGUGAGUUUUAUGUCUCAAUCCUAAAAUCAGAGCUUUACUCUUUUCGCAUCUUUUUUUCAGGUCUUUCUUUAUUACCGAAAGCUCUAAAAUUUAGAGUGUCUAAAAACCAGAGUUUAGAAAAGCAUAUUUUUCGCUAGCUCUUCGAUUUCCAGAAAAUGCUGCUGUACAUGCUGUCGCACCUGCUGCUGCACGAGAUGCUGUACUUGUUGUCAACCGUGCUGCUGCGGCUGUGAGUUUUCGCUUCGUGUCGGAAACUAUGUGUAGCUUGUUUCAGGUGGAUGCGGAUGCUGUGGAUGCUGCGGCGGAAGAAAGAGACGAGCCCUGCAGGCCCUCUCGGCCAAGCUGUUCUCCAAACGACAGGCAGAACGGAACAGCUCUGAAUCUUCAGAAUACGCUUCGGAACAGCCUGUGCCACCUGUUGCCGACUACACAAAGCCUGUAAAGGUCGAAGAUUACAGAAAACCGAAGAAACGCCGAUUUUCAGGCGGUGGGAGUGAUUUCUCAGACGUCCAUCGGAUCUAUAGUCAAUGCACCUGAGAUGCCCAACGCCUACGGAUUCUACUAG
This is a messenger RNA of Caenorhabditis auriculariae, 874 nucleotides long. NCBI's taxonomy places the organism in Eukaryota, Metazoa, Nematoda, Chromadorea, Rhabditida, Rhabditidae. The record is from the annotation of a GenBank genome assembly.